Molecule: messenger RNA, 2213 nt
Organism: Arabidopsis thaliana (thale cress)
Lineage: Eukaryota; Viridiplantae; Streptophyta; Magnoliopsida; Brassicales; Brassicaceae
Product: Peptidase M20/M25/M40 family protein
Exons: 4
Coding region: 55-1371 (438 amino acids)
Biological process (GO): amino acid metabolic process
Cellular component (GO): cytoplasm
Molecular function (GO): aminoacylase activity; hydrolase activity
Source: RefSeq, marked reviewed
GAAAAAAAUUUGAACUUUGGUGUCACAGAAAAAAAAACCUUUCAACUUCCUUCCAUGGCGAUAUCUCCUCUUCUCUGGACUCUUAUCAUCUUCUCCAUAAUCUUCUCACUCCAAUCCUCCUCCUCCGAAGAAGACACACCAAUCACACGAUUCCAACAAUACUUAAGAUUCAACACAGCUCAUCCAAACCCUAACUACACCGCACCAAUCUCCUUCCUCAUUAACCAAGCUCAAUCAAUCGGUCUCACUACCAAAACAAUCGAAUUCAUCUCUGGCAAACCAAUUCUUCUCAUCACAUGGCUAGGCUCAAACCCUAACCUCCCAUCAAUUCUCUUCAACUCUCAUCUCGAUUCAGUCCCCGCCGAAUCAGAGAAAUGGACAUAUCCACCGUUCUCAGCUCACAAAACCAUCGACGGCCACAUCUACGCUCGAGGAGCGCAAGACGACAAGUGUAUCGGAGUUCAAUAUCUAGAAUCAAUCAGAAACUUGAAAUCGAGAGGCUUCUCACCUCUCCGUACGAUUCAUAUCUCUUACGUUCCUGAAGAAGAGAUCGGUGGAUUCGACGGGAUGAUGAAAUUCGCGGCGUCAUCGGAGUUUAAGGAUUUGAAUUUGGGAUUUGCUAUGGAUGAAGGACAAGCUAAUCCUGGCGAUGAAUUUAGGGUUUUUUACGCUGAUCGAGUUCCAUGGCAUUUUGUUAUUAAAGCUGAGGGGAUUCCAGGUCAUGGCGCUAAGCUUUAUGAUAAUUCAGCUAUGGAGAAUUUGAUGAAGAGUGUUGAGUUGAUUUCUAGGUUUAGAGAGUCACAGUUUGAUUUUGUUAAAGCUGGUAAAGCUGCGUAUUCGGAGGUUAUCUCUGUGAAUCCAGUUUAUCUUAAAGCUGGAACUCCUACUACUACUGGGUUUGUGAUGAAUAUGCAGCCUUCAGAAGCAGAAGCUGGGUAUGAUUUAAGGUUGCCUCCAAUGGCAGAUCCUGAUGUUAUGAAGAAAAGAAUUGCUGAAGAAUGGGCUCCUUCUAUUAGGAACAUGACCUACUCGAUACAAGAGAAAGGAAAGUUAAGAGAUCAUUUAGGGCGACCUAUAAUGACUCCAGUAAAUGAUUCUAAUCCUUGGUGGUCUAUCUUCAAGCAAGCUGUUGAAGCAAUGGGAGGAAAACUCGCAAAGCCUGAAAUUUUGGCUUCAACUACAGAUUCACGCUUUAUUCGCACUUUGGGAAUUCCAACUUUUGGGUUCUCUCCAAUGACCAAUACGCCUAUUUUAUUGCAUGACCAUAACGAGUUCCUAAAGGAUACUGUAUUCAUGAAAGGAAUAGAAGUAUAUGAAUCGGUUAUCAGCGCUCUAAGUUCCUUUGAGGGAGAAUCUGCUCAAGUGAUUUGAAGCAUGUAUAUAUGCAAACAAUUGUGACACACUGCUUAUGGUCAAGGCUCACAUUGCUAUGACCAAGAAAAGUAGUAGCUGUUUCAUCUGUAAGUUAUUUUUAUCAACACUUACUCUUGCUUUAACACCCUUAAGUGGUUGGUAAUAAUCCUUUGUAUAUAUAUCAGACAUUUGAUUUGCCUGCAUAAUUCUCUAACUCUGAAGAGAAAAUGUCAUUGGUGCUUGGAGCAUGAUUUCACAAAGUGUUGAUCUUUUUAGCUCUCAAUGUUCUAAUUUUCAGGAGUUGUUGUAACAUAUCACUUGCAUAGCAUCAGAGAUUAUUUCAUAUCACUUGAUUUAGUUAUUGACUUUACGGCUCUGAAAAUAAACAAACCAUUCGUGUGGGUCUUCUCUCCCCGAGUCUCGACCCUUCCGGUCUUUGUUUUCGCAGUUGUGCAACUUAUGGUUCCGGUUUAGUUUCAACUUUCUUUCAGCUAUUUUGCUUUGAAGAUGGUUUUAAGACAACUUGAGCUUCAUUUUUCCUGGCAUGCGUUGUGGUUUAUUCAGAUCUACUUCAUCUUCUAUUUACUUGUGUUGGACUAAAAAUUAUUGGUGAUUCUGUUCAUGAUGGUAUCUUGAGCUGGAGAUAAAUUCUUCCUUUGGCGGCAAUUUUGUUGUGGACCUUUCUCUCGUCGUGGACUUUAGUUUCUUCUUGUAAGCCCAAAUGUUAGAAGAGUUUGUGCUGUUUUUCUCGGGAAAACGGGGAAAAAGUGUAUUUCUACCAUUUGUGAAAAGAGAAUCUCUAAAAUCACAUAGUACUUGAUCAUCUAGUUUGAAACUUAAUGUCUCAAAGUCAAAUAAAC